UACAAUAAUAAAAGUAAAAUGAGAAGAGAGAGUGUGAGGUUGUUAGUGAGGAGCAGCAAAUCUUUGUUUGGUCCAAACUCCAAACAGUCACUUGUCUACUCUACUGCUACCCAGGAUCCGAGGAAAAUUCUGAUGGAGAAAAAUGGGAACAUGACAAAAGAAAUUGAGAGAAAAAUCACUCGUGUUUUAUUUUGUGGACAUCAGUUCCCAGGUUCUCAUCUAUAUACAACAGAGUAUUUGCAGAAUCAUUCAUUUAUCAAGGUUGAUGUUCUCCCUUUGGAAGAAGUGCCGAAGGCUAUUGCGAACUAUCAUGUUUGCAUAGUAAAAAUGAUGAAGCUAGAUUCAAACUUAAUUUCUCGUGCAGUUCAGAUGCAGCUUAUAAUGCAGUAUGGUGUAGGGCUGGAAGGUGUUGACAUCGAUGCUGCAACAAAGCAUGGAAUCAAAGUUGCUAGGAUUCCUGGUGAUGUUACCGGAAAUGCAGCUUCUUGUGCUGAAAUGGCCAUAUAUCUAACAUUGGGUCUCCUCCGUAAGCAAAAUGAAAUGGCGAUUGCCAUACAACAAAGGAAGCUUGGAGAGCCUACCGGUGAUGCUUUAUUUGGGAAAACUGUAUUCAUUUUGGGCUUCGGUAGCAUUGGAGUUGAUUUAGCACGGCGAUUGAAACCAUUUGGCGUAAAAGUUAUUGCUACAAAGCGGAGUUGGGCUUCAUAUGCACAAAACACCAACGAAUUAAGUAAAAAUGAUGUUGAUGCUCUUGUUGAUGUGAAGGGUAGUCAUGAAGAUAUAUAUGACUUCGCAGCGAAAGCUGACAUUGUUGUUUGCUGCUUAAUCUUAAACAGUGAAACGGUUGGUAUUAUAAACAAUAACUUCAUAUCUUCCAUGAAAAAGGGUGCGCUUCUGGUGAAUGUUGCAAGAGGCCGUCUUUUAGACUAUGAGGCUGUUGUCGAACACCUUGAAUCUGGUCAUUUAGGAGGGUUAGGCACCGAUGUUGCAUGGACGGAGCCAUUUGAUCCAGACGACCGGAUAUUGAAAUUUAAGAACGUUAUCAUGACACCUCAUAUUGCAGGCGUUACAGAACAUUCCUAUAGAUCCAUGGCUAAGGUUGUUGGUGAUGUGGUUCUUCAACUUCAUGACGGGCUUCCUUUGACAGGGAUUGAGUUAGUCAAUUGAAUUAGUGCAAAAGGUUCAUCAACUUCUUGAACUUUUUUCAUAGUUUAUGAUCAUUUUCAAUAGUGCAGAAACACUUUGACAUUAUAUAUAAAAUUGAGAUCAGGCAAUGGUUGUGUAUUGAGCAUUUUGAUCUCUAUUAUUGUAGUCUCUAGAACAACGAUACAUCUAAUUGAAGGCGUGUCCGGUGUCCAACACCAACACAUGAUUACACUCAAUCAAUUAAUUUUUCUCAAAUUAUUAUCA
Molecule: messenger RNA, 1410 nt
Organism: Trifolium pratense (red clover)
Lineage: Eukaryota; Viridiplantae; Streptophyta; Magnoliopsida; Fabales; Fabaceae
Product: hydroxypyruvate reductase
Exons: 10
Coding region: 19-1167 (382 amino acids)
Molecular function (GO): NAD binding; phosphoglycerate dehydrogenase activity
Source: RefSeq, a predicted model, not a curated record